AUGUACGACAAGGUUGUCUCUCUGGGCUCGCGCCUGCACUAUCCCAUCGUCAUCACCAAGCUCCUCAAGAAGCCGGGCGAGCCGAUCAAGAAGCAGGAGACGAUCAUAGAAUACAAGUUCCACUGGCGACGCAAGAUUGGCGACGAUGAGUGGGUGGACGAGACUACGUAUACCGAGUUCGACAGCCCGGCCGAGGGCACGCUGAAGGAGUGGCGCAUCGAGGAGGGCCAGACGAUAGCGGCCGACAUGCCGUGCAUGACCGUCGAGGAAGCCUGCGGGCACGAGGUGCAGAUCCAGGGCCUCUGCAGCCUUUGCGGCGCAGACAUGACGGAGAUCAACUGGGCCAGCGAAGAGAAGGACACGGAUCGGGCCAUGAUUAACAUGGUGCACGACCAGACGGGACUGAUGGUGAGCCAGAACGUGGCCAAGCGGGCGGAACACGACACGCAGAAGCGCCUGUUGCGCCAGCGGAAGCUGAGUCUGGUGGUCGACCUGGACCAGACCAUUAUCCACGCGUGCAUAGAGCCGACUAUCGGGGAGUGGCAGCGCGAUCCGACGAAUCCCAACCACGAGGCCGUCAAGGACGUCAAGAGCUUCCAGCUCAACGACGACGGGCCCAGAGGCCUGGCCAGCGGGUGUACCUACUACAUCAAGCUGCGGCCGGGCCUGAAAGAGUUCUUGGAAGCCGUCUCUACAAAGUAUGAGCUACACGUGUAUACCAUGGGAACCCGCGCGUACGCCCUCAACAUUGCGCGCAUUGUGGACCCCGACAAGAAGCUCUUUGGAAAUCGCGUCAUCAGCCGCGAUGAGAAUGGAAGCAUCACGGCAAAGAGCUUGCAGAGAUUGUUCCCGGUCAGUACCGACAUGGUCGUCAUUAUUGACGAUCGCGCCGACGUCUGGCCCAUGAACCGGCCGAACCUGAUCAAGGUCGCACCGUACGACUUCUUCAAAGGCAUAGGGGAUAUCAACUCUAGCUUUCUGCCCAAGAGGCAGGACAUCCUGCCGUCUCCAACAAAACCGAACGGUCUGAUGCCAAACCCCGAAAAUGCCGUGCCAGGAGAAAAGGUCUCACCACUAGAUGAGCUCGCUCGCAUGGGAGGCGGCGACGAGGCCAGUCUCAAGGUUCAGACGCAGGAACAGGAGAAGACAUUGGAGAAGCAGCUGACCGACCGCCCAUUGCUGCAUAUGCAAGAGGAGCUGGAUAAGGAGGAUUCGGAAGCUGACGGAUCAUCAACAUUACACCACAGAGCGCAUCUUUUGAAUGACGAUGACGAAGAGCUCGUUACCCUGCAAGACCACUUGACUGAUCUCCAUGCUGCGUUCUACGACAUGUACGACCGGAGACGGGCAGAGAGGAAAAUGUCGGAGGGGACACAUCCGCCCGGGCAUAUGAAGGCGCGGAGGAAAUCUCAGCCUGAUGAUGGGGUGGAUCUGUCGCUUGUCCCAGACGUGGGCGAUAUCCUGGACGAGCUCAAGUCCAGCGUUCUGUCGGGCCUCGUCAUUUGUUUGUCAGGACUCGUGCCGUUGGGAGUGAACAUCGAAGAGUCUGAAAUUGGAAUGCAGGCGCAAAGCUUUGGAGCCCAGGUCGUUGAUACCAUCUCGCCCAGGGUCACGCAUCUUGUGGUUUCUCUGGCGCGGCCGCGCACGAAAAAGGUGCAGCAGGCGGCUAAGAUCCCUAGUAUCAAGAUUGUGAACCAGAGUUGGCUGGCAGAUUGCCUUAGCCAAUGGCGUAGGCUGGACGAAAGCCCGUAUUACAUGCCCAUCCUUGAUGCGGACCGCGAGAGGUCAGAGGACGACACUGCGGAAACCAGCGCGGCGGAAAUGGAAGACGCCGGCAUCUCCUCUAUGAACAUGGGCGAUUUUGAUGAGGAGCUCAAGGAGUUUCUGGGCUUAGACGAUGACGAUGACGACGACGACGAUAACGACACCGAGAACGAUGAUGGCAAUGACGAAGGAGAUGAAGAAGCGGAUGAGGACGAGGAUGGGGAGAACGACAGCGAGACCACAGAUGGCGAGGGCGACGACUCCGACGACCCGGAGAAACGGGGCACAAAGCGCAAGGACAGAGAAUCAACCAUGGAGUCUGAGGAAGACGCGUCAAAUCCAGUGGGCGAGAGUGCGCUGGCGAAGAAGCAGCGGGUAUCACGAAAUCGGGGGGCCUCCUCGUUGCGAGCUGUACAAACGCCGAACGGCGAGGCUGCUGGCCCCAGUAGCGAUGCAGCUCCCCCGCCUCCAAGCACAGAGGUAGACAGCUUGGCGGAGUUUGAUGAGCUGGAGCGGGAACUGCUGCUGGGUCUCGAGGCCGCGGGCAGUUAG
This is a messenger RNA of Trichoderma citrinoviride, 2316 nucleotides long. RefSeq lists its product as hypothetical. Gene Ontology annotation, cellular component: nucleus. The transcript has a single exon. NCBI's taxonomy places the organism in Eukaryota, Fungi, Ascomycota, Sordariomycetes, Hypocreales, Hypocreaceae. The coding region runs from base 1 to 2316 and encodes 771 amino acids. The record is from RefSeq and is a predicted model, not a curated record. Gene Ontology annotation, molecular function: RNA polymerase II CTD heptapeptide repeat phosphatase activity.